CUCUUUUCCUGUGUGCCUAGCGUAUUCUGGGAUCUGUACUGCGCCGCCCCGGACCGGAGGGAGACAUGCGAACAUUCCAGCGAGGCCAAGGCCUUCCACGAUUAUAGUGCGGCCGCAGCCCCCAGUCCAGUGAUGGGCAACAUGCCGCCCAACGAUGGCAUGCCGGGAGGACCCAUGCCUCCAGGUUUUUUUCAAGGUCCCCCAGGAUCUCAACCCUCCCCCCAUACGCAGCCUCCCCCACACAACCCCAGCAAUCCCAUGAUGGGUCCUCACGGGCAGCCAUUCAUGUCGCCGCGGUACCCAGGUGGUCCGAGACCCACGCUCCGCAUGCCAAACCAGCCACCAGGGAGCAUCCCUGGAUCACAACCUCUCCUGCCAAACAGCCUGGACCCCACCAGACCUCAAGGACAUCCAAACAUGGGCGGUCCAAUGAGAAUGAAUCCCCCUCGAGGAAUGGGCGGCAUGGGUCCACAGAAUUACGGUGGGGGGAUGAGGCCUCCUCCAAACUCCAUGGGGCCUGGAAUGCCGGGCAUGAACAUGGGUCCUGGCGGCAGAGGUCCAUGGCCGAACCCCAACAAUAACUCAAUAGCUUAUUCGUCUUCAUCUCCGGGCAACUACGUGGGCCCCCCGGGGGGAGGAGGUCCACCAGGAACUCCCAUCAUGCCGAGUCCAGGAGAUUCAACAAACUCGAGUGAAAACAUCUACACAAUGAUGAACCCCAUCGGCCCAGGUGGAAACAGACCUAAUUUCCCAAUGGGACCAGGGCCAGACGGGCCCAUGGGUGGCAUGGGCGCCAUGGAACAGCACCAUAUGAACGGCUCGCUAGGCUCCGGUGACAUGGACGGGUUGCCAAAGAAUUCUCCCAACAACAUGGCAGGCAUGAACAAUCCCCCUGGCACUCCGCGGGAUGACGGCGAGAUGGCAGGCAACUUUUUAAACCCAUUCCAAAGUGAAAGUUAUUCACCCAACAUGACGAUGAGUGUGUGAUUCCGUUUUUUUUUUUAUUUUAUCUUUUAUUUUACUUUUUCAUCUCCCUUUUAUUCUUCCCCUUCACCCACGGUGCGUCUUGCAUUGCCCUCCUCCCUUGCCCCCCUUUUUCCUCCCUCAUCGGUGUGGAUCGGCGUGCAGCCCCUUGGAAUGCCCAUGGACAGCAGGACCCCCCUCAAGGGUCCCCAUCCCAACGUCUGUAAAAUGGGUGUACGAACAUGAGACUUUCUUCCUCACCUGCUGCGACCACUCCCCCAUCCCUCCUCGUCAUGAGCCUUGGAGCACCCCCCUCACCCCCUCCACCCCAAAUAUCUAGAUAUCAACCCCAGUCCAUUCAACCAGUCAUGAAGCUCAACAAUGGCGGAAAUAAUAAGCACAGGCCCCCCAAUAUGUGCAACUUUAUUUUAUUUUUUUGUCUCUUGGCGAAUCUCUUGUCAAAUCUUGACGUGUUUUGCUGCAUUUAAGACCUUCUCAGAAACGGGAAGUAAGCUUUCAGUUGAAAAGAAAAAAAAUAUAUACCGGCCAGUAUUUCCUUUAUUUUUGUUGUUUUUAAAGAUAGAUAUACUUGUACAUUAUGAUGACAUACAUACAUGAUGUACCAUGGAUAUAAAAAGCCUACUGGAACAUCCGAAUUUAAUUUGGAGUUAAUCUGGGGCACUUCAAAUGGGGAUAGGUGUGUACUGACUCCCAUUUAACAUGAGUUUAAAUGCGAUUGCUUGAUUCUGAACACAACCACGUCCCAAUUAUAAGAGGGUGUGCACACUUUUGCAACCAUAUUACCUCAGUUGUUUAAGUUGAAAAGAUAAACAAACUAAAUAAAUACAUUGAAAUGAUUUAUGUCACGUUAGUGGCCGAAUGAGUUUGGAAAUUACUUAUCAUAGAUUGGUGUUUUUAUCUUACAAAAAAAAAAAAAACCCUCAGAUUUGGACAGAGAUAUGUAGACUUUUUAUAUGCACUGUACAUCCAAGGCACAUUGUGAUUUCCGCCAAGUUUGUAAGUAGCAACUUUGACUUGUAGCAGCUUUUUUCUGGUCUGAGGUCAUACGUUUCCAGUUUUCCCAUUUCAUGCAGUACAUAUACCUUCAGUCAAAUCAAGGUUGAGUCUUUUCGAGGUGAGCCAUUCAUCCAUGAGCAGAUUUGAUCUUAUGUGUAAACAUUUAACCCCAAUUGUUGUUCUUUUGUUCUUUGAUGCAUACAGUUGUGCCUGUAAAUCUUUGAAAUGUGUUUUUUACACCCCCAAAUCUGUUUGUUUGUUUUUUUGGUUAGUUUCAACUUGACCUAUUUUCAAUUCAGGACUUAUCGUUGUUAUUUGGACUGGAAGUCAAUUGUGAAAGGAGUAUUAGCGCCACACUGUCAAGAAAUUAUUCAUUCAAAAAUUUUCAGAAUUUUAAGAGACAAACGUUAAAAUGCUCUGACCAAAAUAAUAAUCUUACUUGAAUAAAGUUAUAAAACGAUGAGAAUGAAGUCAUAAUAUUCAAAACAUAAACCUGUGUCAACAGAGGGAACUGUUGAGGAUCGGGUCAGUUUACACUGGUGUGUGAUUUUCAGUUUUCAACUUCUUGAAAAAAAA
Molecule: messenger RNA, 2556 nt
Organism: Hippocampus comes (tiger tail seahorse)
Lineage: Eukaryota; Metazoa; Chordata; Actinopteri; Syngnathiformes; Syngnathidae
Gene: ssbp4
Product: single stranded DNA binding protein 4
Exons: 14
Coding region: 133-987 (284 amino acids)
Biological process (GO): positive regulation of transcription by RNA polymerase II
Cellular component (GO): nucleus
Source: RefSeq, a predicted model, not a curated record